AAUUGGACGAGAUUCCUCGGGUACUGCUAUAUCUAUUCGCCAUGUGCAAAUAGUACCGCAAAGUUCGUGUGUCCGGUGUCACCAAUCACUUUUUUCCGGAGGUGGCCCUGGUACUGAUUGAUGGUGGCUCCUUUUCUACGCUGUGCAAUUGGUAUUCCGAAGCCUAAAUGCUAGAAGUCAUUGUGAACGGUACCAUUGGUUGAACCCAGUAGCCGUCUUGCUAGUAUCUCCAAAUCUUUAUGCUAGGUCCAAAGCAUGUUGAGCUUUGCGCGUGAUCUGCAAAUCUGGGUGUCUAUCAUUCCCUCGAAUAUCUCGUUGAAUCCCAUUAGUGUGAGUGGUGGUAGGUGUAAAGGACUAAUAUUACGAUCCUAGGGUUGUUUUCGUGCUUUUGUGCUGUUUUUGCGGGUAGCUCCGAGGGGAACAACAUGUCAGAACAACAACAACAACAUGAGUCAGGUUCCGAUUCCCCUGCUUCCGAGGGGGUUGCGGCUCACUCCAAUUCCAUGGCUUCCAAGGAGGUGAUGCCAGAUUCCAACUCCUUUACUUCCGAGGAGGUGAAGCCAGGGGAUUCUGCUAACGCUGAAACUUACUCUCUUCCAUCAAGCGAAGUUUCACCACAAGACAAGAGUGAAGAAUCUACUCAACCGUCGAAGGAGAGAUGGAGCGGCGGCGUGCACCUUACCCUCGACUGCAACGUCGAUGCAGCAUGGAGUUUGCAGUCCGACUUCCUGGGUCUUGUUAAAUGGGUCCCCACGAUCAGUAUAUGCUCGCACGAAGCUGGACCAUACAAUGACGUCGGCUGUGUGCGCUACUGCAAAGGGUCAGGCACCACCUGGGUAUACGAAAGAUUGCUAGAAAUGGACCAUGCACAGAAGUACAUGUCUUAUAUUAUGGAAAAGAACCAGUUCGUGUUCCGCGACGGCUUCCAAGACUAUAUCGCCAAAGUCCAACUGGGAGAUGCAGGUGAGGGCAAGACCUGGGUAAAAUGGACCUACGAAGUUGAUCCUGUGGCGACACAAACCCUCGAAAGUCUGACCACCUUCAUGACCAAGUUCUAUACUUCUAACCUCGAGUUUUUGAAAGAAGGAGCGAACAAGACGAAGCCGUCCAGAAGAAUUGCCCAACGGAUUUGGCAACAAAGCAUGUGUUGCAGAGCUAGAUCCUUAUUCUGAACUUUCUAUGCAACUAGACAAAUGGUGAGGGCCACCUCUGAAGUCGAUAUGCCACACAUUGGUCCGAUAUUAGCACUGUUUUCUGAGAAAAGCAGGUGUGAGAAUGUGCGACCCAGUUCUUCGAGACCAUCGCCUCAGAUUUUUAUGGAUCUCUGGUCGACAUACUGGUGGAUGAAUCUUCUGUCAACGGGUGGUGAAAAACGAUGCUCAUUCUCUUGUGGUGAUUAUACUCUUGUGUCAUACUCCAAUGAUGCGUGGUUCUAUGGAAUUCCUUCAAUCUUUUAGUGAGCAUAUGAAUCAAUCUGCUAACCAAGUAUCCAACAAAGACUCCCAUGUUUUGUUGGAUUUUUAGGGUAUGUCAUCUCAGGUCUUCCAGUGUAGUAGAAAAUUUCAUGUCAAAAUGAUCGUAUGUUGAUUUGGUUGUUUUGUGUUUGUUACAGUAUCCGAAAGUUUAGGUGUACUUCUAGGGUAUGUCAUCUCAGGUCUUCCAGUGAAGUAGAAAAUUUAGAAGCCCUUUGUUGGGUGUUAGUUUUGAAUUUCAAAGGAAUGGAUACUAAUUGGGAAAUGUAAUGAAGCUCUUACUUGUUAAAAGGUGAUCAUUGUUUCUA
Molecule: messenger RNA, 1780 nt
Organism: Physcomitrium patens
Lineage: Eukaryota; Viridiplantae; Streptophyta; Bryopsida; Funariales; Funariaceae
Source: RefSeq, a predicted model, not a curated record